This is a messenger RNA of Peronospora farinosa, 2040 nucleotides long. The record is from the annotation of a GenBank genome assembly. Lineage: Eukaryota; Oomycota; Peronosporomycetes; Peronosporales; Peronosporaceae.
AUGGCGUGCACGAGUCCAAGUCAGUCGGUAUUGGCGUCACCGACCACGAGCAGCAGCAGUCACGGCAGUCGACUGUAUUUCAUGAGCGGAGACCGAAGCGACGACGCCAGUGACGUCGAUGAACACGAACGAGUAGAGACGGGAACAGACGCAAUGCUCGAUCAUGUGCGUCAGCUGAUUGUCGACUUGUUCGUAGUUGACGACAAUCGUCGCGGUUCGAGCGUUUGUCUCAAUGAAGAUAUUGUAGUCGAGCCGAUAGCAAGUCUUCUUUGCACGAGAGAUGCCAAAGACCUCAGCACGAACAUUGAAGUUGAAGAAGAUGGAGUCUCGUCAGCAAGAGAACGACUACUGGAGACCAAAUUGGCCCGGGUGCUGAUGGAACUUGCAGGCGAGCAGGAUAAUCUACGCUUGGCUGCUAAUGCAGGCAACGCAUUGCUGGAAGAACUCGGUGCUGCGCGGGAAGAGCUUGACGUCGUACACGAUGAAUUGAAAGCUGCUCAAAUUGAGCGAGACCAGGCGGUACGAGAUUCGCAGCGACUUCGGGACCAAAAUGCAGCUUUGGAGACCGAGAUGCAGCGCUACAAUGCAGUGUACGAUUUUUGGGACUCGGCGGGACGACAGAACAUGCUAAGCACUCAGCAGCAACGACGAUCAUCACUUACCUCACGCGAAAGCUUCGGUAGACCAGACUCGUGUAAAUGGUGCUCGUCUAGAGAAGUCGAAGUGACACAACUUGACCAGUGCAUUGACGAACUCAGACGGCGAUGCUUGGAGCUGGAACUUGCUCGCGAACGUGAGCAGCAGCAACAGCGAGAGCUCGCAGAGGAGAUCACACAAUUGCAACAACGAAACAAAGAACAGAGUCUCGAAACAGUGCGCGCUCAACAGGACCUUGAGUUCAUGACGUUGCAGCUGGAGCAACAAGUAGAGGAGGUUGAAAGUGUGCAGGCCGUACGAGACACCUUGCACCGUACCGCUCGAAGACUAAAAGCUGAAAAUGAAGGCCUCCAGGCACGUUUGGUAGCUCGUGACGAGCUUGUUGAGAAGCUGGAAAACGAUAAGGCGCGCACAGCAACACAGCUUCAGGUAGCGGAGAAUCGCACAAUGAGUGCACAGGCUGUAACGAAACGUAUCACAAAGACGCUGAGGCAGCUACAGAAACAACUGGAGCAUGCUCUUCAACAGCAACAGGUCGGACGGGAUAGCAAUGAGGCCGAAGUGGAACCAUGCGAGAGAGAAUCUGAAGACAUCGAGCAGCUACUGCAGGACGCUAGGCGCGAAGAUGAAGUUUUGCGUCUGGAAAAUCGAGUUCUUCGUCGUCAACAUUCGUCUGAGGCUAGCCCAAACGGGAGCCGGAUGCGAGGCAGAAGACGCAAAAUGUUGUGUGCAGGAAGUCCUGCGAUGACUGCUGCCGAUGUGUUAGCACUUGGCAGCCGAGAGCCAUCGAGAGCCGAAACAGCUAGUUAUAACAGCAACAGUGAAAGCGGAAGUGAUGUCGAGCCAACUACCUCAUCAAACUUUCAGCUAGUGAAGACCAUCGCACCAAGUACAAAAGCAUCGGAACUUUUGUCGAAGGACGGGAAAGAGCGACGGAUACUGUCUUCGAAGCUGAGCUGGGUCGAUCAACCAUCUAUGACUAUUAAUGAUACUGCAACAGCAGUCAAAGAGGAUAUUGGGAGCGCAUGUGAUUUGCGGGAGGGUGGCCAUCGCACAAUGCUUGUCGACGAAAACCAAGUUGGGUGCGUACUGCACCAAGAAAUAACCGCGUCGUCAUCGGUACACGCAGCUUUAUCUCGUCUCAGUCAUGUCAAUAACAACCUCAACAAUCCACAUGUGCACGUGUGUUGGGGCGACAGGAAGAAAGCCACCCGGCUAUCGGCAAUUGGUUAUACUGGAUGUCCGCGAAUCCGUGAACUGCCCAUCGAGAUGUUUGGAAGGGACGCGAUCGAGUUACCACCCACAUCACCUCUGUAUUUGGGUCUUUCUUUCAUUGCAUGCGCCACCGCAGCAACUGCAGCUAAUUUUCUAGUGCGGCGGUAA